GGAGCUCCCGCAAGGCCCUAUUUAGGGCGGGUGGGGGCGCGCGCCGGCCAGACUCCGCGCUGCUCCCUGGCGGAGCUUACUGCUUGCUACCUAGCUUUCUCCCUCACCUGUGACUUCUGAAGCCACCCUGUCUGCCCGCCACAUCUGCACAGGUAGCCUCAUGGCUGCAACCUGUGAGAUUAGCAACGUUUUUAGCAACUACUUCAGUGCUAUGUACAGCUCGGAGGACCCCAGCCUGGCCUCUGUUCCCCCUGUUUCCACCUUUGGGGCUGAUGACUUGGUGCUGUCCUUGGGCAACCCCCAGACAUCGAUGGAGGGCACUGAGAAGGCCAGCUGGUUGGGAGAGCAACCGCAAUUCUGGUCAAAGGCCCAGGUUCUGGACUGGAUCAGCUACCAAGUGGAGAAGAACAAGUACGAUGCCAGCUCCAUUGACUUCUCUCGGUGUGACAUGGACGGGGCCACCCUGUGCAGUUGUGCCCUUGAGGAGCUGCGGCUGGUCUUUGGGCCUCUAGGGGACCAGCUUCAUGCCCAGCUGCGUGAUCUCACCUUCAGCUCUUCUGACGAACUCAGCUGGAUCAUUGAGCUGCUGGAGAAGGACAGUGGGGUGGCCUUCCAGGAGGCUGGCUCCUUUGACCAGGGAAGUCCCUUCACCCAGGAGCUGCCAGAGGUGACGGAGGACGGCUGGCAGGCCAGCCCCUACUACCCCACCAGCUACGGCACUGGAACCCCCUCCCCGGACUGCUCCGAGGUCUCCACUGCAGGGACCGGCACACCUCAGAGCUCCCAUUCCUCAGACUGUGGUGGAAGUGACGUGGACUGGGAUUCCACUGACAGCAAGCUCUUCCCUAGAGCAGAUGGGUUUCCUGACUGUAAGAAGGGAGAACCAAAGCACGGGAAGCGGAAACGAGGCCGGCCCAGGAAGCUGAGCAAAGAGUACUGGGAGUGUCUAGAGGGCAAGAAGAACAAGCACGCACCCAGAGGCACCCACCUGUGGGAGUUUAUCCGGGACAUCCUCAUCCACCCAGAGCUCAAUGAGGGCCUCAUGAAAUGGGAGAAUCGGCACGAGGGUGUCUUCAAGUUCUUGCGCUCUGAGGCCGUGGCCCAACUUUGGGGCCAAAAGAAGAAGAACAGCAAUAUGACCUAUGAGAAGCUGAGCCGGGCCAUGAGGUAUUACUACAAACGUGAGAUCCUGGAGCGGGUGGAUGGCCGGCGGCUUGUCUACAAGUUUGGCAAGAACUCCAGCGGCUGGAAGGAAGAAGAGGUUGUGCAGAGUCGGAAGUAAAGGUCUGAACCAGACCCAGGACCAAACCCACAGACUGGACUGCUGGUGGCCACCGCUUCCUAGAGGACCCGCGGGCCGGACACCCCUCCGUUUUGCGGAUGUACUCCCUCUGCUGUGGCAGGAAACUGAAAGCUGACAAACCAUGACAGGGCCUUGGACCUGGAGCCCGCGGCCUCUUCUUCUCCCUGCCAUCUUGGAAUACAAGUUCUGGGGUCUGAAGUGACUUGCUCAUUACAGUCCCAACACUGACUGUGGACUGUGCCUUCCUCCUGCCUGGACUUGACCAAGGAAGCCAAGGCGGGCUGAAGGGGAGCUGUGGGGACAGACAGAAAGAACUAUGGCCUGCAGCGCCUCUUCCAGGAUUGGCUUCCACACCUCCCUGCUCAGUGCUUGGGCUCCACAGCGGGGGAUCAGAUCCCUAAUUUAUGUGCUAUAAAUAUGUCAGAUGUAUAUAGAGAUCUAUUUUUUCUAAAGCAUUCCCUCCCUAUCCCUUCCCUCCAAAUGCUGGUGGCCAGACUAUUCUAUACCCCUGACUGGGCCAGCGCAAGGGGGGGGUGAUCCCUGCCAGAAUCCUCACAUUGGGGUUUUGGUUCCUUUCUCCUGUGAAUGGAGGUGGAGCCCUCCAAUAAAGUGCCCUCUGGGCUUUUUCUAA
Molecule: messenger RNA, 1934 nt
Organism: Cavia porcellus (domestic guinea pig)
Lineage: Eukaryota; Metazoa; Chordata; Mammalia; Rodentia; Caviidae
Gene: Elf3
Product: E74 like ETS transcription factor 3
Exons: 9
Coding region: 161-1282 (373 amino acids)
Biological process (GO): cell differentiation; regulation of transcription by RNA polymerase II
Cellular component (GO): nucleus
Molecular function (GO): sequence-specific DNA binding; DNA-binding transcription factor activity, RNA polymerase II-specific
Source: RefSeq, a predicted model, not a curated record